Myxocyprinus asiaticus (Chinese sucker) is the source of this 6478-nucleotide messenger RNA. RefSeq names its product gamma-aminobutyric acid receptor subunit rho-1-like. Gene Ontology annotation, biological process: signal transduction; nervous system process; monoatomic ion transmembrane transport. NCBI's taxonomy places the organism in Eukaryota, Metazoa, Chordata, Actinopteri, Cypriniformes, Catostomidae. The transcript is spliced from 10 exons. Bases 229 to 1665 code for a protein of 478 amino acids. The record is from RefSeq and is a predicted model, not a curated record. Gene Ontology annotation, molecular function: GABA-A receptor activity; neurotransmitter receptor activity; extracellular ligand-gated monoatomic ion channel activity. Gene Ontology annotation, cellular component: membrane; GABA-A receptor complex; neuron projection.
UGCAGAGCGCUGGAUCAUUAGGAGAAUUGCUUUGAGGGAGGCUCAUCGUGAGUAGAGCGCAUCCGCCACUGGAUGGAUCAAAUCUGUGCCAUCUGACGCUUGGGAUUUAUGGCUUUAGUCAAAAUUGCUUUUCCUAGUGUGCAGAUUAAAGCUGUGUGUGAUGUUUGCAGGGCAACUGUGUGCUUUCUCUAAACAGACGAUGUCCACGGGCCGAUGUGUUGAAGGACUAUGAGCAGCAUGCAGCUGGAGACGGUGUUUGUGUUCAUGUGCGUCUGUCUGAUGGGUGCUGCAGAAAAAGCCGCUCAGAAACGAAGUCACAGACUGGAAACCUACAAACAAAGCAGAUUACGUAGAGAAACAACACGAGUGGACGGAGGAAAUCACAAGUCUGGCAGUCCAAUCUUCAGAAGAAGUCCAGACAUGACGAAAUCUCCCAUGACCAAAUCUGAGCAGCUGUUGAGGAUAAACGAUCAUGAUUUCACCAUGAGACCAGCGUUUGGAGGUCCUCCUAUACCAGUCGGUGUGGAUGUUCAGGUGGAGAGUCUAGACACCAUCUCUGAAGUUGACAUGGAUUUCACCAUGACUCUGUAUUUGAGACAUUACUGGAAAGACGAGCGUCUGUCGUUCCCGAGCACCAACAACCAGAGCAUGACAUUUGACAGCAGACUGGUGAAGAAGAUCUGGGUUCCUGACAUGUUCUUCGUUCAUUCCAAAAGAUCUUUCAUUCACGACACAACGACAGAUAAUGUGAUGUUACGCGUGUAUCCUGACGGGAAUGUUCUCUACAGUCUCCGAGUGACAGUGACAGCGAUGUGUAACAUGGACUUGAGUCGAUUUCCUCUGGACACACAGACCUGCUCAUUAGAGAUCGAGAGCUAUGCGUACACUGAUGAUGAUCUGAUGCUGUACUGGAAGAAAGGCAAUGAGUCUCUAAACACGGACGACAGGAUUUCUCUGUCUCAGUUUCUCAUUCAGAAGUUCCACACAACGACUAAACUCGCCUUCUACAGCAGUACAGGCUGGUAUAAUCGUCUGUACAUUCAUUUCACGCUGCGUCGACACAUCUUCUUCUUCCUGCUGCAGACGUAUUUCCCUGCGACGCUGAUGGUCAUGUUGUCUUGGGUGUCCUUCUGGAUCGACCGGAGAGCCGUUCCUGCUCGAGUUCCUCUGGGCAUCACAACUGUCCUGACGAUGUCUACCAUCAUCACUGGAGUGAACGCAUCCAUGCCUAGAGUCUCCUACAUCAAAGCAGUGGACAUCUACCUGUGGGUUAGCUUCGUCUUCGUCUUCCUCUCUGUCAUCGAGUAUGCCGCCGUCAAUUACCUGACCACCGUACAGGAGCGCCGUGAGAGGAAACUCAGAAAUCAAUUGCCGUGCACGUGUGGUAUAGCAAACCCUGACGAGGACAUGAUGAUGACGACGUGCUACAGUGACGUGGAUCCAAAUGCAAGCGGGACUUAUGGGAUGGCUGAGAAUGGCGGGAGACAGGAGAGGAUGUUUGCGCAGCUCACACUCGCUGAUACGCAGAGAACGAGUCGCAUGAAAACAUCGCGCGGUUACGUCAGCAUCUGGAUAGACACUCACGCUAUAGACAAAUACUCUCGAGUGAUCUUUCCAGGUGCGUACACACUCUUCAACAUCAUUUACUGGUCCAUCUAUUCCUAACCUCAACAUCAUUGAAGAGAACCGCUCAAAACCAGCAGCCUCAAGACUCCAGAACUGUGAAAACAUUCAAGGACCAGUGCUCCUCUGCCUUCUUGAGCCCAUAUCUCAAUCUUUUUGGAUUCAUGUGUUUUUAUUGUUAUUUCAUUACCAGUAACCACUGACAUUUACAGGAAUUUUCAGCAAUCCAUAGGAACAAAUACCUCUGCCCAGCUAACUUUGGGAAAUACUAUUAUAAAAUUAGAAUAAUAUGCUAUAUAUUGAGGGCCAAAUAAAUAUUUAAAGGAAUAUUCCAGGUUCACUAAAAGUUAAUCUCAGUCAACAGCAUUUUUGUUACCACAAAAAUUAAGUUUGACUCGUCCCUCCUUUUCUUUAAUAAAAGCACAAAUGUGUGUUCCAGUGAGACACUUACAAUGGAAGUCAAUGGGGUCAAUAAUCUGUAAACAUUAAAAUACUCACUGUUUCAAAAGUAUAGACACAAGACAUAAACAAUAUGUGUGUUAACAUGAUUUUACUGUGAUUAAAUCACUUAAUAACCACAUCUGUGGAAAGUUAGACAAUUUUACAACUUUGUCAUGACGAUGUAAUGCUGAAAACCUUGAAACAACAAUUUAACCAAUUUUAUUUCUUCUGUUAUAACUUGUACUAUUUUUUUAUUUAAUGAAGGUGCUUUUAUAAAAUUAUCUGCUUCACAUUUCUGCCUUGCCUUUUUAAACACUCCAAAAAUUGGCCCCAUUGGAACACAGAUUUUUGCUUUUUUUUAUUUAUUAUAAGGGAUGUUGAAAAUAUUUUCUGUGGUAAUCAACAUUAUAUCAAAUUCAGUUUAGAGCAUAACUUGUAUUGAACAUGGAAUAUUCCUUUAAAUAAACUUGUGCUUAAAAGAAAUAGUGACCCAAAGGUAAUGCUAAAAUGAAAAUGGAUGCAAACUAGUGCUAAAAUUAAAUACAAGGGACAUUUCUUAAUUUAUUUAGUAAUGACUAAGUUAAUUUAAUGAUUUGGUAGUUUCUUAACAAUUUCAUUAUGUAUCUAAUGAUUUAUUUAAAUCAAACUUGGCCCUCUGUUCCUUUUACAUAAAAGAUAAGACCCAUUUGUGUGAAGCGUCUUAAAAUAAGAGAACUGACCUAGAAAAAGCUCACCUUUUAAAUAUCAAACUUCUUUUUUUAAAACACUAAAAUGUAUACUACUAGAAUACUUUCCCAAGCAUUGAAAGUACUGUAUAUUCUAAAUCAAAAUCAUACAGUUGUUUAUCUUAACAUUUUAUCUCAAGGUUUACAUUUAAUUGUCUUUAGAAUUGCAACAACUCAUAUCAACUUGUGCACUGCUGAAAACUUAUAGACACUUUAGUCUUAGAUUCAUUUUUCAUCACAUUAGACAUAAAUAAACAGCAUUUUCUUAUGUUUUUCAUUUCAGGUUUUUAUUUUUUAAGUGCCAUUUUCUAGAGCAAGAUUCAUUCUAUCUUCUCAAUUACAAAUUUCCUGUGAGCAUAUGAAGAAAGUAGGACAUUUUUAUGGUGUUGGCUUGCCAAAUAUUCAGCCAAAGUUGUUCAUAUUCAUUCACAAAACAUAAACCAAUAUUUGAUAUCUGGGGCCUAUACAGUGAAACUAAUAAUAAAACAGAAACUACUAAUAAAAGUGGUUUUAUUUAAAAAAAAAAGUGAAAAGACCAAUAAUAUUGCAUAUUUUGUCCCACUGAAAUGGUUAUCCUACAUUACAGCAUUGAUUUUGAGUUGGAUGUAAAUUUACUGGUAUCAACAACAGUAAGGUUAUAUAAAACAUCUAUAAAAGGUCAAAAGUUAACUCCUAAUUUAUGUGGCUAAAUUGUUCUAACAGUGUGACUGAGUUUGGAACUCCUUUCAUCAGGUUCUUAUUGAUUCAAUUGAGUCAUCUCUUGGAAUUUAUGAAGGCAAACAGUGAUAUUUUCUUACACUCAAACAAAAAUAUUUUAGCCUAUUUUUCUUAGGAUUUACGCAUUUCAAUUUCAUCUUAAAAAAAAAAAAAUAUAUAUAUAUAUAUAUAUAUAUAUUAUAGUUUUAACAGUGGUAUUUGUAACAAGACCAUAGUAAACACAUGGAAGCAUGGAUCUUCACUACUGUGGUUAAGUAGCGUACACACAUGCAGCGAUUUUAUCACUUGAUGUCACUAGUCUCUGUACUGUGACGUCACUAGUGGGCGUUCCUACUGCUGUUGCUCUAACGUUAUUGGUGGACUGCACGUCUGGCCAUGUCUUUUGAAAAUAUGAUCACAGAUCAGUCAUUUUGCUAGUAAAACUACGAUUUCAUUCUAAUUUGACAAGGAAUCAGUUUUCUUGUCCCUAAAAUGCACAUUCUGCAGGGGAAAGUGUUUUUAUAUGAACUGCAGCAGUGCUCAAUGCAUCAUAACAUUAAUAAGAUGAACGAACUAUCAAUGUACGAAUCAAACUCAGACUGCCGACCAUUUCUUUUCCACGCAUCAUUUUUAUUAUAUGCACGUAUGUGGCUACAGACGAAUCAUAUAGAACAGUGAAAUCGCUCACAAAAACUUCUCCUCUGUCUUGCCUGCACUCGACUCCAUUAUCUCAAACAAGAUGGAUGACGUGAUCUCCACUGACACAGUCUUCACUCCUAUUGGUUGUCUCUCCCGAAAGUCACUCCUUAUUUGCAUAAAGUUGAACUUUUCUCAACUUUGUUGUGUCGCUCGCCACACCCACAUCUAGUCACCAGAGGUCGCCGGAAGUUGCCAGCUCUCACUGAUAGUGAAUGAGAUGAGGUCACUUUGUCGCUGGAAGUUGCUGCAUGUGUGUACGGGGCUUUAGAUGUAACAUGAUUUCUAAAAAACAAAUGAUGGCAUUUUUGUAAUUAUAAACAGUAGACCUACCCUAAACACAUGUAAAUACAAACAUUUAUAUAAACAUUUAAAAGUUGUAACAAAAAUGUAUUCUAUUCCCUCACUCCCCCAAUGUAGCCUAUGACAAAUUAAAUACAGCUGAAGUAGUGAUAUAAUAAUAUUUAUUAUGGUAACUGGUCUGCACCAAGUCUAGAUAAAAAAUGUUAUGCAAAGUGGAACUUGACGAUUGAUUUUAUUAUUAUGACUGAUAAACGCACCCUAUAUGUAACCUAACGCCCCCCUCUCUACUAAUUUGCUCUCAGCGCCCCCUGGCAUCCUUUGAACAACCCCUGGAGGGUGGUAUCGCCCCGUUUUGAAAUGAUCUUGUCUCACUGUCACUGCUGAUAGUUUUCUGUUUUUCCUCCCAGUGAUUCACACUUGUUCCCUGUUUGCUCAUUAGUCUGUGUCUCUUUUCCCGAUACUGAAUGUGUGAUAUACAGUACACAGCAUGAAUGAGUACACCCCCUCUGAACAUAGAUAUAUUUCAUUUCUAAAUGAUUACUAUUACAAUUCAUGCAAAGAUGACAAAAUUGAAAUGUAUUAGACAUUUACUAAAUAACAAAAUAGAAAGAUAUGUUAUCAGUAUCUGUAAAAUAAUUAAAUUAGGCAGCUUUGCUUAAGUAAAGGGUUGCAAAAAAAGAGUACACCCUUGAAUAAAUUCAAAUAGUUUGAAAUAUUUUAGUACUUAGAAAGUCCUCCAUAACUUUUAAAUACUACUCUGACCCUUUUCGGCAUCAAGUGUACAAGUUCACGACAUAUUGUCACGUCUAUCCUGUUCUACUCCUGGAGUAUGACGUCCUUGAGUACUCUGAUGUUUAAUGGGGAGUGAUGCUUGACUUGCACCCUACAGGUGCUCAAAUAGGGUUGAGUUUGGGUGACAUACUAUCUUGUUUAUCCAUAGGAAUGCAGCAGUGGCUUUGGAAUAAUAUUUAGGGUCACUGUCAUGGUACAAAUUUGCCCAACAUCCCAGGGUGGGCAGAGAGGGUGGCAUGUUCUCUUUUAAGAUUUAGCAGAACAUCUGUGAAUUCAUGUUGCCAUUGAUGAAGUACAAUUCCCCCACACCUUCAGCACAUAUAAGAACUUUACCACCACUGUACAUCACUGUGGGUACAAUGCACUUUCCACUGUACUCCCAUGUGACACCAUGCAUUUUGGAUUCCAUCCAGUGGCUUAGCCAAGGGUGGGCAAGGGUGGGCCUGGCCCCCCAGAAUAUUAGAGAUUUUUUUUUACUUGAAAUAUAUAUGUAUAAAAUAGUUGAAAAAUGCAUAAAUUCUGCUUUCUGAAAGUGUGAAAGAAGUAGCGGGUAAUUUUGCACAUUUACCCACCACUGUCGACAAGAAAUGCUGGCUAGACACAAAGAUGUGUGCUUGAGGAAAUACACCUGAUUAAAUUUUGAAGAACAGACAAAAGAAAUCCCACCAAUGUGCAUGUCUCAUUUGCUUUUUUGUUCAGAAGUUCAUUUGCAUUUUGGCACUCCCGUGCGCAGCACUACUGUCUCGCAGAACAUGCAAAUUGUGAGUUCUCACUUUUUCCUCUGUCAGUCAUCUGGGAGCAGUUUGUAAGAAUAGUGUUGUCUAUGAGAAUACUGCAUAGGAGCUAAGAACUCAGGAUGCAUAUGCAAAUAACAUGCAACGACUUUGCCACUACAGGUGAAUUGUCAUGUGUGUCAUAAUUCAGUACAGUCCCAGCAAUGAUUCUUGAACAAGUUUACUCAAAAUAACAAAAUUUAUUUGAAAAGUUAAAAUGAUAUACAGUAUUGUAUAUUUAUUUGUUGAAUACAAAUGGACAUAAUGCAGAGUUGUGUUCCUUUGCACUAACUAGUCGCCUAGCUCAGACAACACACUGACUGGUUGAUUGGUAGUUUUAAAUUGGUAGUUUUGCACAUACCUAUCUUUAACCUGCAAAUGAUAUAUUACAGAGUGAAAACAAUUGUCAUUUCAGACACAACUGUUCUU